AUGGCAGUAACGGAGGCUAAGACGGCAGCUUUUGCUCGUCUGUAUGAGGAACUAGGGAACAAAGGCGGGGAGAAGAAGUUAUUCCGACUCGCUAAGGACUUUGCUCAGCUGAUGAACAGCAAAUCGAGAGCAAUGUGGGGUAACAAAUUUGGCAUGCUUCUGUUACCAGUUCAUUAUCACAAAGGUGGAAGUGAUCCAUUGCAGUUUGCAAUCACAAUGCACAUGGUGAGCUAUGAGGGGAAGGCUGACAUGCAAAUAUUGGUGGCUAAAGACAUCAUCCCUGACCCUAAAGUCCUAGCCAAGUGUUUUCAAGAUGCCUUACUGGAAAUGAAGGAAGCUGCACAAGCUGUUUGCAACAAAUAA
Molecule: messenger RNA, 363 nt
Organism: Nicotiana attenuata
Lineage: Eukaryota; Viridiplantae; Streptophyta; Magnoliopsida; Solanales; Solanaceae
Exons: 3
Coding region: 1-363 (120 amino acids)
Biological process (GO): triglyceride biosynthetic process
Cellular component (GO): plasma membrane
Molecular function (GO): diacylglycerol O-acyltransferase activity; long-chain-alcohol O-fatty-acyltransferase activity
Source: RefSeq, a predicted model, not a curated record